AUGUCUGAAGAAGCUCUUCUGUUAGAUGCUAACAUCGAAGGGAUUAAUGACAUCGCUGAUCUCAACGAAGAUGACUUGUUGGCCGACUUCACUGACCCCAAUUCCUCCUUUAAUGCUGCAGGAGGAUCAAGCCUGAACCUCACAGCGGAACUGGAGCUCGACUACUCAGACGAUCCGCCCAAUAUCGAGCCGACGCCUGAAGUGCCGACUGCAGAUGAUGAUGAUGAGCGUGAUUCUAGGUUUUCGUCCGAACGGAAUAAGAACACGAAAGCGAAAGUACCGGAUAUGAAGAAUGAGAAGCUCGAAAAAGAGAAGCCUCCUUCAUUUGUUGUCAAAAUCGAGCCCCAGAGCGCCACCACGAAGAACGUUCAACACGGAUAUGCUGGUUUCGGCGGAAAGAAGGCCCCAGCUUCCUCGUUUCAGGCAAGCGACAUGAAACGGCGCCCGCCACCUCAACAUGGCCAAGGGCCUGCUCCGUCUUUGAUGGGUCUGAAUUUGAACCGGACCGCUACAAGACCUGCUGAGAUCCACAUCAACCCAAAGUUCGCACGGAGUGGUCUGCUCCCCAGCUACACUCAUCCGCCAGCGCCUUUUGGGGCAAUCCCCGCAUCGGCGUGGGACCAGCAAGUAGCCCAAUUCCUGGCACACGCAUCUACAGCAAGCCGCCGCUCUCCUUCAUCCGAUUCGAGCCGAAGUCGUGCUCGAUCGCGUUCGAGGUCCCCGCGCGAGCGCAGGCGACACCCCAGCCCGGGCCGCGAUCGUGAGCGCAGAAGGAGCCCCAGGAAUAGUCAACGUUCAAGAAAGCCCUCUACUAGCCCUCGUAAACAACCAUCCGCUCAACAGUCAGCGUUGGAGAGUGCGAAGGCGCUUGGACUUGAUGAGAGCUAUCUCGAGAAAUUGGAAGAACAGAAGCGUCGUCGUGAAGAGCUUUUGAGCCGUAAGGGCAAGAGUGCCGUGUCUACCAAUGUACCAGAGCCCAAACCGGCACCCGCUUCUCCGAGAUUCAUCCGCAAGAUUUCGCCGGAAACGGAGACAAUGUUCGCAAAAACGACGGCCGCCAAGGAUAACAAAAACAAGGCCUGCCUCGUGGUGAGCGUAUCCGACGUUUCCUCAUUUCGACAAAAUGCCCUCCACAAAAUCCGCCGCUUAGCUGUGCGCUAUGGACCUCUCAAAAGGAUAUGGUGCGAAGACGAAAAGACUGUCAAGCUGAUAUUUGAUGGGCUGAAGACCGCCAAUACUUUCUUCAGUACCCAGAACGGGAAGAUAUUUGAUGGUGUGAUGCUCAACGUCAUGCUGGCAAAGGAGUACCAUCCGAUCGAC
Molecule: messenger RNA, 1320 nt
Organism: Mesorhabditis spiculigera
Lineage: Eukaryota; Metazoa; Nematoda; Chromadorea; Rhabditida; Rhabditidae
Source: the annotation of a GenBank genome assembly